CAAAACCAAAUCAAGCUCAUUCAAAGUUUCUACGCCGGUGAUUUCGGUGGAACGGAUCGCUUCCAAAACUUCUCAGCAAUCAGAUCGAAUCGAGAGUUCGAAACCAAAAUGUCCAGCAUGCGCCAGAAACCUUCCGAAAUGGCCAAAAAGUUCAGAGUCAACAACACGUUUACGACGACCCCGGCGUUAAACUACAGUGCGAGCGAUUGAUGAUUGGGGGGUUUCCUCGUUUCUGCCUUCCUUUUUCCUCCGGAUCGCCAGUUUCGCGUUUCUUGAAUUGACCAAUAUGUUUUUUUUUAUUAUUAAAAACAUAAAAAAAAGGGGUUGUCAAGUAAACCCAGAGCGCCAUUCGAUAGCGAGCAGAGUGAUUCGUGGCUACUUCUCCAGAAGAAAGAAAACCAUCAUCACGAGAAAAAAAUUAAUCUUUUUCUUUUGGAACCUGCGAGAAUUUCUCCAGAAACACGAACCCAAUCGGCGGAAAAGGCAAAAAGUCGAGUCCUUUCUCUUAGGUUGUUGUUGUUGCUCGUUGUUGGGGUUGCUUUUUUGGUGGCUAGAGAACACGGGGACAGCGAAUGUGGUGAAUAUGCUCUGGUGCUCCUCUCAUUUUGAGCCGAGAUCAGAGAACAACAUGAGGGGUUUCUAGAGCUGAGCAUCAAAAGGUUGUUCCUUGUCCUUCGAUCGGAGCAGCUCUUGCAUUCCCAUGGGGUUUUAAGAAUUGGGUCAGAAAAAAGUUUGGGAUUUUAGGUGCUUCAAGUUCUGAGGACGGAUGAUGGUGAAAUUCAGCAUCAGGGCAUGAACCUGAAGAAGGGUUUUUUUAUGGUCUUCUUCUUCUUCUGCUAAUGGACAUUAUUCGAAGCUGUUGUGCAGUAUGAUCUGUCGUCUUUUUUCUUGCUCGGAUUGGUAGCUGAAUUUUUGUGUGUUUGUGGCUUAAGUGGGUGUUUAAUAUGUUGUGAGGGAAUCUGAUUUGCUGAGGAAGGGCUUUGCCAUCUCUUGGGAACUGGUGCCGCUUUUCUCCGGGGAAGAGGUGACGCCUAGUGCAUUGUAUGAAUAAUGUUCAAACAGCUUCUCAGUAAGCUUCCACGUAAAUCGUCAAAAUCAGCUGACAGUCGUGAUAAUGGCGGAAGCUCUAAUCCAUAUGCCAAUGCUUCGAUCAACUCGAGAAGUGGUGAGCUAGGAAGUGCUAAGUCUGGGGCUCUGAACCCGGUGUCAAGCUCCGCUCCAAACCAUGCUUCAGAUAAGGGGUCCAAUCAGGGCAGCAAGACUUCACGGAACUCAAAUGUCCAACUUAAUGGGUAUUCGGUGUCUUCUGCUUAUGAAGCAUUGCCUGGAUUCAAAGAUGUGCCGAGUUCUGAGAAGCAGCACUUAUUCAUAAGGAAGCUGAAUCUGAGUAGUUUUGUAUUCGACUUCACUGACCCAACAAAGAACCUUAGGGAGAAGGAAAUCAAGCGGCAGAUGCUGUCGGAGCUGGUAGACUAUGUAACUUCUGUUAAUGGGAAGUUCACUGAAACAGUAAUGCAGGAAGCCACAAAGAUGGUAUCCGUCAACUUAUUUAGGGCACUGACUCCUCAACCACGUGAGAACAAAGCCAUAGAAGCAUUUGAUCUGGAGGAAGAGGAACCUUUGAUGGAUCCUGCAUGGUCCCACUUGCAGCUUGUUUAUGAGUUCUUCUUCAGGUUUGUUGCAUCAUCAGAGACGGACGCUAAAUUGGCCAAAAGAUACAUUGAUCACUCUUUCAUUCUCAAAUUGUUAGACUUGUUUGACUCAGAAGAUCCCAGAGAAAGGGAAUACUUAAAAACUAUUUUGCACCGUAUCUACGGAAAAUUUAUGGUUCAUCGCCCAUUCAUUAGGAAAGUCAUCAACAACAUAUUUUACCAGUUUAUUUUCGAGACUGAGAAGCAUAAUGGCAUUGCCGAACUUCUAGAGAUUCUCGGUAGCAUUAUAAAUGGGUUUGCUCUGCCACUGAAAGAAGAACACAAACUUUUUCUUGUGAGAGCACUGAUUCCCCUGCAUAAGCCAAAGUGCUUGGCUAUGUAUCAUCAACAGUUAUCCUAUUGCAUUACUCAGUUUGUGGAGAAGGAUAGCAAACUUGCUGAUACCGUCAUCAGGGGUCUGCUUAAGUACUGGCCGGUUACGAAUAGCUCAAAAGAAGUGAUGUUCUUAAGUGAGUUGGAGGAAGUUUUAGAAGCAACUCAGCCACCAGAGUUUCAACGAUGCAUGGUGCCCUUGUUUCGACAAAUUGCUCGUUGCCUGAGCAGUUCACAUUUUCAGGUGGCUGAACGAGCACUGUUUUUCUGGAACAAUGAUCACAUUGAGAAUUUAAUCAAGCAAAAUCGCAGUGUGAUAUUGCCGAUCAUCUUCCCUGCCCUCGAGAAAAAUGCCAGGAACCACUGGAACCAGGCUGUUCACAGCUUGACCCUGAAUGUCCGUAAAUUGUUUUACGAUCUUGACCCCGAACUGUUCAAAGAAUGCCUGACCAAGUUCCAGGAGGACGAGGCAAAGGACGAUGAUGUCAAAGCGAGACGCGAGACCACAUGGAAACGCUUGGAAGAACUUGCCGCGAAGAAAGCUGCGAGCAAUGAGGCGGUGCUUGUUCUCGCCAAAACAUUUUCUCGGAUGACUUCAGGUUAGCAAGAACAACACUUAUCUCUCUGCUGUUGGUUCUAGUGGCUUCGUUUAUUUUGUCUAGUGGGGUUCACGGUAGGAGUCGGGGACGGCUAAUCUUCAUGGAAUGCCACUGUAUACUAUCUUCAUUGGAGGGAGUAUUCUGUAAUGUAGCGAAGGAUGAUGACUUGACAUUGGUCGAAGGCCACAAACAUUUACCAUAAUCGAUCCACCCUGUUUUUUAUUUUCCUAAA
Syzygium oleosum is the source of this 2855-nucleotide messenger RNA. Its product is annotated as serine/threonine protein phosphatase 2A 59 kDa regulatory subunit B' eta isoform-like. The record is from RefSeq and is a predicted model, not a curated record. NCBI's taxonomy places the organism in Eukaryota, Viridiplantae, Streptophyta, Magnoliopsida, Myrtales, Myrtaceae. Gene Ontology annotation, cellular component: protein phosphatase type 2A complex. Gene Ontology annotation, molecular function: protein phosphatase regulator activity. The transcript is spliced from 3 exons. Bases 1051 to 2628 code for a protein of 525 amino acids. Gene Ontology annotation, biological process: signal transduction.